Leishmania braziliensis MHOM/BR/75/M2904 is the source of this 11817-nucleotide messenger RNA. Its product is annotated as putative protein kinase. The coding region runs from base 1 to 11817 and encodes 3938 amino acids. The record is from RefSeq and is a predicted model, not a curated record. Lineage: Eukaryota; Euglenozoa; Kinetoplastea; Trypanosomatida; Trypanosomatidae. Gene Ontology annotation, molecular function: ATP binding; protein kinase activity. Gene Ontology annotation, biological process: regulation of DNA-templated transcription; protein phosphorylation. The transcript has a single exon.
AUGUCCAACGUUUCUUCCUCCUCCUCGAGUGAUAGCAGCAGUGAUGACCGCAUAUUCACGCGACGAGUAACGUUUCAAAAACAGCACGAUGGGGCAUUCUCCUCCUCACCUCGUGUUUCAGCCCCCGACUUGUCUGCCGCUCGUGAGGCAGAAGCAAUUAUAUCCGAGAGUGUGCCACCUCUGACGGUGGCUGCGCUGAAUGCACCGACUACAACAGCAACAACCACCAGCAGUACACGCUCACCGCGGCCUGAGGCCGAGGCAGUGGUGCUGUCGGAGAGGAACACUACCCAGCCAGCCCUGCGCAACACUUCUACGGAGUCCGAGGUCAACAGUACCUCUGGUGAGUCACCAGCUCAACAGAGACCCCGUCGCCGUGCUGCAGGGACUGGAUCCCCACCAACCAAAGACUCACAGAGUAGCGCCACCGUGCCAGCAACAGAACCAACACCGCAGCGAAGGUGUCGCUCCUUGAUCUCUGCCUCUGGGCCUUCCUCGGAACUCCCACCACCCAGUCUCUCGUCGAGUCCGCAACGACGCACCUCUGUGCACUCCAUAAGCAAUGGCGACGUUGGAGUUGCUACACUAGCGCCAGCGUCGCCCAGCACCCUGUCGACAUCCACCGGCAGAGGCGCAGGUGGUCGUGGCGGAGGCGGCGCUCGCCGCCAAUACCUACGCAGUGCUGCCACCACCUCUUUGCGUGCCGUCUCGUCAGUCUCGGCGUCGCCGACGACCAGCCCUGUUAACGUUCGCCUGCUAAGCGACGAGGCUUACCUCGACAUGUUCCACAUUCCGGCCCUCAUUGCGCAGCUUUCGUUAUCGCUGAUGGCGGUGAAGCCUCUCGACCCUCGUGCGUUCACACGUGACUGGCUGGCUGACCGCCUUGUGAGUGAAGAUGACGAUGACGAUAACAUGGACGAGGGUGGUGGCAGCAUCAACAGUGGCAACGGCAUCCGAGAACGGGAGAGUCACCCACCGCCGAACGACACAGCUGUCCUGGAACUCUUCACAGAGCUCCCCGGGAACACCAGUUUUGCCCUCCACGGCAGCGGCAGCACAAUUGGCGACUUGGCGAGUAACAGCGGCGCCGAGAGUCCACACUCGGGGGUGGUCUCGUGCCGCCAAGGUCGCUUAGAGCGCCACUCACAGCAGCGCCGCCGAGCUACCGUAUCGGGUGAAGUUGAAGAAGACGAUAACGCAAAGGCAGCAUCGGCGACCGCCGGCGACGGUGACGAGAACAAAACCGACACGGCCACUGAUCGACCUGCGUCUGGGCGGCACGAGGCCCUGGCUCCCUCCUUACUGGGCCUUCCACAGCACUCAAGCAGCGCUUACGGCUGGCACACCACAGGCAAGCGCAAGGCUGCCAAUCGACGAGGGCAGCGGAGUGCUCGAAAGAGCGUGGCGGCUCCGACGACGUCGCAACAACGCGGUACCCGCCGCAUUAGCAAUCCUGGGCGAUUGCACAAAUAUAAAGCGCCCGCCUCCUCGAGGAGUAACGCAAGCGAGAGCGCUGAUGGCGGCUCGCCGCGAUCUGGGUUGCUGUUGACCAUGUUGCCGCCUUUCCCCGAAGAGGUCAGUGAGGACGGAGAGUCGAGAGCAAUCGAACAUAAAUUGAGCGGUCCGCUGCAGAGAAGUGAAGAGAGGGAACGAAAGGCUACUGCAGCUGCGCUGAGAAGUCUUCCUCCCACUCCCAAAACCUCCUCGUCGUCAUCGUCGUCUUCCUUCACUGCCUUCAACUCUCCCGGAAGUGAUGGUGUGGAGUGGGCACGAGUGGCGCUGCGGUCGCGCCGGACGACACUCGCUGGCUCCUCAGCCUCUGCCGAUAUCGAUACUCCGUCGUUUCAUUGCAGGACAACAAUGGAAGGCGCCUCCUGCAUCUCAGCGGAGGCACUCCCAGCGCUGCAUGGGACAACCCACGACAGGGGCAUUCGCAAGGGUUGCAGCAGCAGUGGAAGCGCUGGCGAUUGCUAUACUAACGAUAAAGGUGCCUUCACCAGCCCCUUACGGCGUGAUUUCACAGCCACGCCCUCAAUGGCGAGCGUACCGACGGUGACUUCAGUCGCAGGUCCCCUUGGCACCAGCGCUGAGGCUAAUCUCAGUCUGGCUGCUCAGCAGCCGCAAUAUGGGGAGGAAAACGGGCUGGCAGCGGUGGUACACGGUGGAAUUGAUCACACCAGCAGCCGAAGCUCCGGACUCUCUACUGUUGCUUUCCCGGCUAUCCACCCAACAGCCUCGGCGGCGAACCUUCACGUAGCCACAGCGGAUUUUUCAAGCAGCGACAGCAGAGCCGAUGAAAGUCUAGAGAUAGAUCGUCACGGCAGCAAUGGGGCGGCUGGGGAUAUGGUCCCUGGGAAGAGUAUCACGCACGAAGGCGAGAAAGACGCUGCGUCUGCAGCGUCAGGGGUAGCGGGGGAGAACAGAAAUGACAGUGACAGCGAUUUCAGCUUCGCCAUGUUCGCUCCCAUCCUUUCUGUGGAUGCGACGACAAACGAAGUGAUUGACUACCGCGCAGCUGGGGUGCCGCCGUCAUCGCUGCCUGCGUGCUCCGCGCCUAGCGGUGGAACCGGUGCACUGCAGCCCUACGCCACCGCCAGCGCAGGUGGAGUCGGAGGCAGCCACCUUACGCAGACCCACACCUUGAUGUCCGUCACCCCAUCGUCGGUCUGUCCUCCCUAUCCAGCGCGACCCGCCUCCUCGGCUUUCAAUGUCUUGCCCACACCGAUGCUCGCCGACUUGCUGGGUGGUGGGGGGCUGACAAACACGAGCUUUGGCCGCCGCGGGGUGCCGAACAGCAGCCUUGGUCGGCGUCCUGCGAACAUAACCAGCGCAGCUGCUCGCUACACAGACCCGGCAGUUGGGGCCAUGACUGGGGGCUCGUCACCACCGGCACCGUUCAUCACAUCGUGUGCGCCGAUGGAUCUAUCUACGCAUGGUGCUGGUGGUUGCGGCGUCGCGGACGAUGGGCCCCUGGCAAGCCUGCAGCUGGUUGGCUUCCCGAAGCUGAAUGCGAACUUGGCGAUCGGUUCUGUCGGAUCGGGUGCUGGUGUUCGGGCAAGCGGCUCCGCUGAUGUUGUUGGAGAACUCGCUUCUGUGUCGGAGCGCAAGGCAAUGCAAAAUGCUAAUAACGCAGAUGCCAAUACCGCGGCACUGCACGACGGUACCGAGGCCGGAAGGAGCUCGGCGUUGUUGCUCGUCAAGGAUACUUUGGGACCGGUAGCCGCAUUACCACCCACCGCCCCGCCACUCUCUGCUACGGUGAAGCUAGAGUCGGCGCGUCGACUAGGCAAGCUGCUCGACCAGCUUCCCGCCGCCAAGUAUGCCGCUGCCAUCGUUUUUUUGGAGGGCCUGCUGAGCAGCAGUGGUGGCAGCAGCGAUGCGGCAGAAACACCGGAGAGCGCGUCGAUCAACAUGAUGGCAGCAGUCGGUGAUGCAUCGAACCACAAUCGAGGCCUCCUGAACAUGACAAACACCGUAACCGACACAACGCGGGGCGCCCUGGGCUUUUCGGGUGGGGGGUCGUCACCGCUGAUUGGGUCGUACACCUCGGCCCGGACGUGGUCGGGUACAUUGGGGCAUGAACUGAGUCCAACAGGACGGGCGCCAAGCUUUGCACACCUUGUCGUCGGUGGGAGUAGCCAGGCGCCUGCCUUGGCAACGAGCGGCAACGAGGAUGGUAUGGGUGCUGUGGGUAAGGUGAGCCAAACGUCGGAGGGCGACAACUCGAGGUCUCUCUCCAAAGUCGGGUCCGCCUCGGUGGAGGCAUUGGUACGAGAUGCACUCAGCCAAAGCGUGCUCCGGUCACUGCCGCCAACCCACGAAGAGGUCCCUAUCAGCGUGCCAUCGUUGCCCUUGGGCGUCGAGGUUUCAGGGUGGGUCGCCAGCGACGGCAGCGGCAGCGGCGUGCAUCGCUUGUCUUCUCCUGUACGGCUGGAAAGUGCAUAUGGCGAGCGACUGGCGAACACCGCUACAUUCGCCGCACGCGGCAACACGUCUCGGACAAGCUCGCCCGUCCCCGUCGCCCCUGGCGUCGGGGACGGAGCCCUCGUCCCACGCUUUCCUCUAUCGCAGUCAGAGCGUGGUGACGUGACCUUCCACAAGCAGCCGUCUGUUGCCCAUCUGUCGAACCUGCGCUGUGCAUCGUCCUCACCACCGCCGCCGGGCGGCGAGGUGCUCACUGCCACGUCGCUCCAGAGGCAGCAACAGUCGCAGCAACAGCUACAAUCGGUGCCCAGUAAAGCAACCGAGGUCCGUCGCAGCAGCGAUGCCACCGCCAUACUGCCACAGUCGCUCAGUGGGACAGUGCCGUUGUCCUCUGAUGACUCUAGUCGCGCCGCGAGGGACAUCUCUGUGCGCGGGCAACAACUCAUGUACGUGCCUGCACCGACGCGACUCGGUGCACGCUGCAGUGCUGAUCCCGACGAGCCCACGACGCCAGAGCACAGCACUGCACGCAUUACCACGGUCACUAAUGUACAAGAGGCCGACAACGGCAACAAGGACGAUGGCGAUUCAGCGUCUGGCGGAAGAAACCACUGCAAUAUGGGCACCUACCUGGCAAAGCAGGGCCACAAGCAGGCACAGCAGCAGGAUCCACACCUCGUCCCCUCCUUCACCGAUGUCACUGAUGCUGACGUGCUGAUCUCUUCCCACCAGGGACUCCCCGCUCAUGCAGGGAGCCAAAAAAACACUGCUACUCGAUUAGCGACUGCUGCUGCUGCUGCUGCUGAGACUGCGGAGUCGAGUACAACAGUUUCACCAAAGGCCCUGAAGGAUGCACAGCGAAGGCACAGCAACGGUGACGAGAGUGUCAGUAUUGAUGUCAACGAGAGCACCCUUCAUCCAUCGUAUGGCAUUCAUCAGGAACUUCUCCCGCCCGACGUAGAUGAGAAUCCCAUUAGCCUGCGCAUGCGGCCAGUUGAGUCGGCGUCGUUAUGGUCAUCGAACGCGCGUGCUAGCUCACUUCGACCCGAGGAACCAUCACUGCUGGGCGGCACCGAGUCGAUCGCCAAUUCGGGUGCCGAUGGCAAUGGCAGCCGACGCGCUGGCAGGCACGUGUAUGAUCGCCAAGGAGGCCGGCGCCGUCACCUACACUCUACGUAUGACGCUAGAGUCGGCGACUCCCCGGGAUACCCUCUGAAGACCUUUGAAGACCCUCAAGGCUCUGGCGUAGCUCCCGCGGAAACUACACCAGAGCGACAGCGGCGUAGUGAAGGACUCCACAGUAACGCCACCAGACCCUCUUCUGCAUCGGCACGGAGGAGCACCAGGGUGGUGGAGUGGGACAGCACUGCAGCAAACUCGCCGACCCUGUCUCUGCACCUGCAGAAUCUGCGCAGCGCCGGUACGGAGCUGGAGUUCGAGGACGUCGAUCUUGGCUCCACUUUGCGAACAGCUGUGGCUCUCGCCGCUGCCGCUGGCACUCAGUCGGUGUCGAGAGUGUAUGACACUGACAGCAAUGACAAGGAUAACCAGAGUAGGCGUGUCAUCAGCAACAGCACCUCGGGCCGGCCUACCGGCCAGACCCUCGUUGCAGAGGGAGACACUGUGGCAACGGAGCCCUUUUCCAGCGCGGAUACCAACGAAGGGCUCAGCAGUCUUGCCGUAGCGGACAAAGCAUAUGUCAGCAAUCCCCUCGCGGCCCACUCGAGCCAGAGCUCCCUAGUACCGCAGGCCAGCAACGACAACUCACUGCAGCGCAUGAUAGAGGACAACGGCGCUGGCGGCGGUCGCGUCUCGUCGAUCACGCGCAGUAGCUCCGUCGACGCAGGGACUGGCGUGUCCGCGGUGACCGCGUCCAUAACGCCUUCAGUAAUAACGCCAAUGGCGGCCGACGCAGAGGGAAUGGUUCUUGGCACGUCUAUAACAGCGACGACGACCCCCAUCACCCCCGAGCCCUCGACACCGUCGCCGCUGUUCUCGGAACCGCCACUGCUCUCGGAACCGCCGCUGGUCGCGUCAUCCGUCGUGGUCGCCAUGAACUCGUUCUUCUCCCGAGAGGACCAGGUUGCGCCGGAGGAGUUGGAGGUGGUUCGCGAGGUCGUAGCUCACUACGAUGCCUUUGCCGCCUUGGAUGAGACGCAGCUGGAGACACUAGUGCGCACGAUGACGCGGGCGGAGCUGCAGCGCGGCGCCACCGUGGUGCGCGAGGGCGAUCGCACGCUGGAGAAGCUGCUGCUCAUCGUGUCCGGCAAGCUGGCGAUCUCGCGCAAAGGACUCGUCACCCGCACACUGGCGCGGGGGCAGUUUUACGGCGAAAUGGAGAUGUCGUACCACGUGGAGCGCAGCCACGUCACCUUGACAGCCGCGACACCCAUCGUGGUGCUCUACGCCCUGAAGAAGGUGGACUAUCAGAAGCUCGUCAUCCAUGAGAAGGACGCUCGGCGGUAUAUGUUCCUGCAGUACGUCAACGAGUGUGUGCUUUUCAAAGGACUCUCCCCCCACAUCAAGGUGCGGCUAGCCGACUCCCUACGUGUGUGCCGGCUGCGCAAGGGGGUCAAGCUGGCGGAGCAAGGCGCACCGGUGGAGUGGAUGUACCUCCUCAUGUCGGGCAGUGUACGCAUGACAUGCCGGACCCCGUGCGGUUCUGGACGAGAAACGAGCCAUCAUCCGGAGCCAAAGGGUUUUGCGGCAUCAGAGGACGACUUGCGCCACAUGGCCACCACGUCCUAUUCCUUUUCAAACUUCGCCGGCUCGAUGUCGCCCAGCGAGGCACUCAUGUCCAGCGUCGCGUCGGCCGCGGCAGCUUCGACAGUCGCUGGAACUUCCGUGAUACACUACGGCACCACACACAGCGGCAUUACCGGUACACCGUCAUCCACUCUCUCGCCGCCGGCCUUCGCGUCGGCAGCCCCCUCGCUGGUUACCUAUGGCAACAAGCCGCCCUCGACACUGCCCACCUCAACCUCACUGCAGCGGUCGGCGAAUACGUUUCUCGACGCCACGAUUCACGGCAGCACCGCAAGCGCGCCGACAACCUUCCUCGCAAACGCAGCAGCAACCCACGCAGGGGCAGCAGACGCCAACGACACUUUGGCGAGUGGCCACACCCACAGCACUAUUGUUAGAAGCGGUAACAACGCCGCCGUGGUUGUGUUGGACCUCUCAAAGGGGAAGCUGGUUGGUGAGACGGAGUUCGUGUUCAAGUGCAAGGGUCUUUUUACCGCCGUUGCCACGACAUCUGUGCAGGCAGCGCGCAUCAGCCGUCUGCACUUCGAGGCCAUCAUGACACGACCCGUCGUCGAGGAGAUGAAGCGCAGUAUGUUGGUGAAUCCCAACUACUACUUUUAUGAGUUCACCGUCCCCGAGGAGUUGAAGGAGGAAAUGCGGCGCAUGCUGUUCCGACUGAACGUCGGGCCGGCGGCACGCCGGCGCAACCGGCUUGCUCAUCAUCAGCAGCAGCAGCAUCUUCGACAGUCGGUGACAGGGGUGGAGGGCACAAUGUCACGCUUACGCAGCCGCAGCGGCACUACCGGAGAGCACAAGGGCAGCAGAGGCAGUGGCCCACGUAGCAAGCAGAAUGCGGUGUCAUCACGCCGCGUUCAGCACGAGCAUAAUCACGUCUCCUUCAUGGGCGCCAUAACAGGCGGGACAGGCGGUUUCAGCAGCGUUCUACAUGGAACGGCCUGCAGCAGCGGUAGCAACAGUCACAGCACGUCGUCGCCACUUGCCAUGGUGUACGUGCAGGACAGUGCUCUCGAACGUGAGGAUGGUAAAAACUCGCAGACGGGGAGCAGUCGGGACCACAGCGGCUACCGUCGCUUCUGCACUGCACCACUGGAGAACAGCCCGACGAUAGCGCAGUCGUUAACGGAAAGGACGACAGCUGACAGCGCUGACGCAGCGGGAAUGGAAUCCUCUAAAUUGCACUAUCUCGAAGCACCAACCGUGUGUGGUGACCCCUUCUCAGCCCUGGCAGUGGCCAACACCUCUGUCGUCUCAUCCACGAACGCCGGAGAAGAGUUGGUGUCCCUCACCCCUCCGCCGCCGGUGACCAUGGGCCACAUGAGUAGCGUGAAGGGUAGAGGUGCUAGCAGCGAUAGUGACCACAACCGCCAUUCGCACGCCACCGCGCGUCUUACCACGCCUGGCCGGCGCGCCAGCCUCACCAAGCACUCCUCCACUACGACGAGUCACCGGCACCGCGUUAGCACGCGGGGCGAGAUUGUAUUCUCGGGCAGCCGCAACCUGUACCACUUCACUGCUGAAGCGAUGAGCAUGAAUGAGAGCAUCACGAUUGCCGUCGUGGCGGAUGGCACGAUCAUUCGGUGGAACUCUGUCGCGCAGAGCGUCACCGGCUAUGCACCGUUUGAGGCGAUUGGCAAGAGCAUUUUCGACUUCAUCGUCUCAGAGGAUGGACGGCAGCGCAUGCGCGACACCCUCGCCGUCGCCGCGCGCUUCGCCGGCAAGUGGGAGCAGUACACCAUGGAAAGACUACAGGAGCAGCACCUCUUCCCGUUUCGCCAAAACACUGGACUCUACCAAAUCGGGCUGGCGCUAUCUGUCAUCCCGUCGAACUGCGCCAAGACGGCGGAGGUCCUCCUGCUGAUCGGUCGGGAGGGAAAGUAUCGGGCGGCCAGCACGUACGCGGCGGAUGUGGCCAGGUGGUUGGAGGGGUCGCUAAAGCCGCAACUGCGCCAGUUCCAGCGCCGCAUGGCGCAGAUUGAGUCGCACGACUGGCAGCUGACGGCCGAGGACGCGCUGCAGAUACGCGGCAACCUCGACGUGUGCAUGUCCAUGGUGGAGCAGUUCACGAAGUUUUCGCUGCUCAACAUGGACGUGGUGAGUCAGUCGUGGCGACCGCUGCGACUUCCAGCGCUGCUGCGCCGCUUCGCGACGGAGGCGGUUGCAUUUGCCCGACAGCAACAGCACGAGUACUACUGUAACAUCGACUUGGUGGAGCCCAAGGCAGAGGUGUUCCUGGACGCUCCGCAGGUACUUGGUAUUUUGCGGCUUCUGCUUGGCGACGCACUGCAAUGCCCCAGUGUGGACGACAACGGGAAGACGAUCGUCGUGCACGCGGAGCUGCGGGUAACAGUGGUGGAACCGCAGGACACGAACCAACUGCCUCUGAACAUCGGAAGUCCUGCCAGCCGCGUGAGUGGGGGCGGCAGUGGCGUGAGUGGACCUGCCGCUCCUCUCGCCCCGUCGAACACGUCGCUGAUAACGCUGCCAGAGAACCACAGCAGCAGCGCCGCCAUCGAUGAACGGCGUAGCAUGGUGGCCUCACCGUCCGCGUUGGCUAAGCCCAGUUAUCCGGUGGCCAACACCCCUGUCUCCACGGUGGAAUCAAGCACAGAUGACACCGCCCUUGUCCCUGCAGCUGUUAGCCUGCAGCCUGAGAUGGCCACCACGGCACAUCACUUGCGGCGCCGGUCUCUGCCACGUGGCUCUCCAUUGCAACAGCACUCACAGCAGUCGAAUCAACAUCACGGAGGUGAACUGGCACGGUCCGACCAUGCCUAUGACUCUCCUCUCAUAGCCCUGGUGAACGAAGCCAACCUCAGCAGCGGUGGCAACGCCCAAGGUGGGGUGGACAGCUCACCAACCUCCGUUCCUGCGGGACUUGCGGCUGGCUCUCAGACGUCGAGCGGAACCGGAAUGCGAGGCCUCGCAAGUGCGCCCUUUUCCAACACACUUACUUCCACGCUGCGGCGCAUUCGGUUUGAGAUUCGCGACGACGGCCCAACAAUACUCAGCCUCCGCGACCCCCAGACAGUGGCAAGUGAGCGCACACGCAGCGAUGCGUCGCCAGAGAGCGCGUCUGCGGAUGAUGCGGCAGCCCGCCACUCGACAUCGCCGUGGUCGGCCUCGUGCACAAGCGAGCGAGCCUCUGGUGAAGGUGUCGGUGACAGGGGCGGAAACGGCACUGGUCCCGACCCCAGCAGGAAGAACUUCACUUUUGCAGCAGCCAGCGCGCGUCGUGGCGCAGUACUGGAGCAGGUGGAGAAGAUACUGAUCAACCUGGGCGGAGUCCUGUACGGCUUCACACGACCAGAGGCCCCUGGUAACCUGGUGCGGGUUGAGUUGCCACUACUUGUCGUCCCGGGCUCGACCGAUGACGGGCGGGAUGACGAGAACGGCGGCGGAGCCGGAGGUGGAGCAGCGGCGCCGCCGUCCAGUGCUACUCGUACCUUGACGGUGAUUGUCGCUGAUAGCAACCGCCUGCAUCAGCAGCAGCUGUGCCGCGUGCUUUGGGCGCGGCAGCACGCGGUCGUCCCCGUCACAAGCUUUCGCGACCUGGGGCGCAAGCUGGAAAUGAAUACCGCCGACAUCCUGCUCAUUGACCCGCUUCACAUCGAUAUCGUGUCAGAGGACUAUGAGUCACUCGUGGGGGACGACCCCUUCGACGACAUCCGCAUUCUCUCCGCUCGGCUGGCGCUUGUAGUCAUGGCGUCUGACUUCAGCGACUGGCGCGUGCAGAAGCUGCUGAACCGGCACGCCGUUGUGGAGUUGCCCAAAGUCGGCUCCGGUGCGCUCGUCCACAUUGCAAUGCAGGAGGCCGAGCAGUUCGUCACGGAAAUGCGGGAUGAAGAGGAGCGGCUGGAUCUGAUCCGCCGCACCUUUACAAACAGCUCCGCCGAGCGCCACAAAAUUGGCAAACGCAUCGGCAAAGGCGCUUUCGGAGACGUCUUCGAAGUGGAGGACACGUUGACGGGCGGCAAGAUGGCGAUGAAACGCAUGCGUCUGCAUGACGGACUGCUGGCAGACGAAGUGGUGCAGGAAAUCCUAGCCAUGACGACGCUGACGCACAACAACAUAAUUCAGCACUUCUACUGCGAAAAAGAAAGCGACACACUUCUGCGCCUUUACAUGGAGCUGGCCCCUGGCGGCACCCUACGCGACAAGAUCCGGGAGCUGCCGGGGGUACCGCUGCCCUUCUCGGAGAUUGUGCACCACCUCUCUUGCAUCUGUCAUGGCCUUGCCUACGUGCACGAGAAGAACUACGUGCAUGGCGAUCUCAAGACGGCAAACCUUCUGCUUGGUACGCACAACCGCACCAAGAUUGGCGACUUUGGCACCGCGAAGCACUUGGCGCCGCAUCAGCUGCUCUACACGAUGGUCGGCACCCCGCAGUAUAUGGCGCCGGAGGUACUCAAUGCGGACGUGGAGCAGCGGCUCGGCUACGACUUCAAGGCCGACAUUUGGUCUCUGGGCUGCAUCGUGCUGGAGAUGGCCACGGGCAGCCCGCCGUUCGCGCACGUGGAGUGCGCGCAGGGGAUGGGGAUCAUUAAAUACCUCACAGAGCUGACGGAUACUCCUGACUUGUCGCCGCUGUUCACCGGCAACCCGCUCGUGUACGAGUUCGUAAAAAGCUGCCUCGACAUCGACCCGCAGAACCGCCCGACGGCGCAGGAGCUGCUGCACUUUGACAUCUUGGAAGGCGCCGUGGCGAGUCAGCGAGCGGAGCGACUGGUGCGGCGCGCGGAGAUGCUCUACAAGCUGAACAAGUACGCCGCGAUGCGCGCCGACGGCGGCGGUGGUAGGGUGGGGAGGGGUACCGGUGGCCGUGAUGGCGGCCAGGGUGGCGCCGUACGGGGAGGAGAUCAUAAGAAUCCGGAGGAAAGCGAAGAAGAGGUGGAGGAUGGCGAUGGCAACCACAGCAGCCUCUACGACAGUGGCGUUUUCUUCUCCAGCGACGACACUACCGUUUACGAAGAAGAGGAUUACUAUGAUGACGAGGAUAAGGUCGACGAUUAUGAAGAGAAUGACGAGGUGAGUGAGCACGACAGCAUCGAGGAUGUGAUAGAAGAAAACAGGGCCCCGAGGGUGCAUCAGGAGCAAGAGCGAAAUCAGCCGCAGCCCGCCGCUACUUGA